Molecule: messenger RNA, 1997 nt
Organism: Portunus trituberculatus (swimming crab)
Lineage: Eukaryota; Metazoa; Arthropoda; Malacostraca; Decapoda; Portunidae
Product: UDP-glycosyltransferase UGT5-like
Exons: 11
Coding region: 458-1705 (415 amino acids)
Molecular function (GO): UDP-glycosyltransferase activity
Source: RefSeq, a predicted model, not a curated record
CCAGAAGAGACUAGGCGGCUAUUCGCUCUCACAGUCUGGCUACACUUUCCUUCCAAGCAGUGCAUCAUUACGGUGUGUAUGUGUGGCAGGUGGUGCAAGAAACACAUGCUUGAAGGCAAUUGUGAUGCACUGGUGAUAUGAGGAUGUUUAGGGACAUGGCGACAGUGGUGGCAACGAUGGUAACGGUGAUGACAUUGAUGAUAGUGCAGGAGACCAAUGCAGCGCGAAUCUUAAUGGCAGUGCCCAUUGGUACCCAGAGCCACGGGAAUUUCUACAUGCCCUUUGCGGAACACCUCGCCCUGCGGAACCACACGGUGACCUACAUAUCAGGAUUCGACAAGUCCAGCAGCCACCCAAAUAUCAGAGUAGUGGUUGUGCCCGAUGCUGAUAUAACGAAGAAUUUGCCCAGCCUUUUCACCACAGACACAUUUACUGCUACGGGAAGAUAUAUGACGACAUGAAGAUGGCAUGCAAUAAGGCCCUGGCCUACGAGGGAGUGCAGAGACUCAACGAAGAGAAGUUUGACCUAGUCAUGCUGCAUGCCGAUCUGACUGAUUGUUUCCUUUCAUUUACACAUAAACUGAAGGUUCCGUUCAUCUAUACGUCUCCAAACAAGUUCAUUGGAACGUAUUCUACCGUAGCAGCAUCUCCGGCCUUCCCUUCCCUGGAGGCCAGAUUCAUGCUUGACCUGGAGUACCCUCUCACCUUCACGGGACGCAUGAUCAGUACUCUUUUUGACCUACUGGAAAUACUGUUGCUCGAAUGGGAACUUAUUCCGAGUUGGGAUAAUGAGUGCCGAGCCCGCCAGCUGUGCCCUGAAGACAUGCCUUAUCUGGGGAAACUCCGAUAUAAUAACAGCCUGCUAAUCAUCAAUAGUGUGAGAUCGAUGGAGAAACCAACCUUGCCCUACACGCCCACGGUGGUGCAUGCGGGGGGAAUACACUGUCGACCCGCCGAACCACUCCCUGAAGACCUGCAGCAGUGGAUCGCUGGUGCUGGGGAACCAGGUUUCAUAUUGUUCAGUUUGGGAACUUUAAUAAAAUCUGCAGAUAUGCCAGAGAAGUACCUGAAGGUGUUGGCAGAUGUGCUUGGGUCGCUACAGCAGAGAGUGCUGUGGAAGUGGGACAAGGAAACUAUGGAAGGGCUUCCACACAACGUGCGGCUGGCCAAGUGGAUCCCGCAGCAGGAUGUUCUCGGCCACCCGCAGCUUCGCCUCUUCAUAACACAUGGAGGUCUAUUCAGUACUCAGGAGGCAACGUACCACGGGGUGCCAAUUCUGGGCAUGCCAGUUGGCCUUGAUCAACACUACAACAUGCGAAAGGUGCAGAAAGAAGGCUGGGGACACGUCUUGUAUUGGGAGGACCUCACCCAUGACAACUUGCGCGAUCACAUCUUGCAGCUCAUUAGUGACAAAAGAAUACUGGAGGAGGUACAGCAGCGGUCCAGGUUGAUGCGAGACCAGCCAAUGUCACCAAAAGACUGGGCCACGUACUGGGUGGAAUAUGUCCUCAAACACCAAGGAGCAAGCCACCUUCGUUCUCCAGCUGGUCACAUGCCUUGGUACCAGCUGUACAAUGCGGACGUGUGGGCGGUGCUGGUUGUGACGACGACGGUGACUACAAUCCUGACGUCCUGGCUGUCCUUCAGGAUCCUUCGAGCUCUGCUUCGUUGCUGCUGCGCAUCAAGGAAGACGAAGAAGGAGUGAACCCACGCCUGCUUGGUGCCCUAUAAAGAAUUAUGCCAAACUAAAAAGUACAAGAAAAAAAUUGUUUUAUAUGACGAGAGAGAGAGAGAGAGAGAGAGAGAGAGAGAGAGAGAGAGAGAGAGAGAGAGAGAGAGAGAGAGAUGCCUUUAAAGGCAACGGUUAGAUAAUUCUAUGACGUAGAGAAAAACAAAUACACACACUUUGGAUUGCCCGUUAAUAAUGCUGGCGUAUAUUAAUGCUCUUUGUUUUUACUAUUAUCUUGUAUUAAAGAAAAUAAAGUCUAUUAGAAUGC